Chanos chanos (milkfish) is the source of this 1385-nucleotide messenger RNA. RefSeq names its product kazrin, periplakin interacting protein b (gene kaznb). Lineage: Eukaryota; Metazoa; Chordata; Actinopteri; Gonorynchiformes; Chanidae. The transcript is spliced from 8 exons. The coding region runs from base 1 to 1317 and encodes 438 amino acids. The record is from RefSeq and is a predicted model, not a curated record.
AUGAUGGAGGACAACAAGAAGCUGGCUCAGCGGAUCGAUGGAGCCAUCCAGUCAGCCAGUCAGGAGGUGACCAACCUGCGCUCAGAACUCUCUGCUACCAGCCGCAGACUGGCUGAGCUGGGGGCCAGUAGCCCCCACAACCUGGACCACAACCAGCAUAACAACCACCACGUGAAUAAGCACCCCUAUCAACAUAUGUGUGUCUUUUUUUCCCUCCAAACAGAUCCAGCAGUCCACCACAGGCAGAAGGGAGUGGUAACGGACAUCUGUUUCCAAACAGAUAUGUCACGUCUGAUGGACUUUAACACUCCAGACUCCUCACUGGACAAAGUGCUGCUACGGGAGGAGGUCGCCCAGUUGCAGGAUGAGGUGCAUCUUUUGAGGCAGAUGAAGGACAUGUUGAGCAAGGAUUUGGAGGACUCUCAUGGUGGCUGCUCGACCGACGCCCUCUCUGCCACCGAGCUUCGGGCCCAGUUGGAAGAGAAGGAGCAUGAGUUGGAGCGAGCAAAGGAAGCCUUACAAGCCAUGAGGGGCGACCGUAAACGGUUAAAAGCGGAAAAAGCAGACUUGGUGAGCCAGAUGCAGCAGCUGUACACCACUCUGGAGAGUCGUGAGGAGCAGCUUAGAGACUUCAUCCGAAAUUACGACCAGCACAGAAAGGAGAGUGAGGAUGCAGUGAAGGCUUUGGCAAAGGAGAAAGACCUGCUGGAGAGGGAGAAGUGGGAUCUGCGCAGACAGACAAAAGAGGCCACAGAGCAUGCCAACAUCCUGCGCUCCCAAAUAGACAUGAAGGAGAACAGGAUCAAGGAGCUAGAGGCAGAGCUGACCAUGGCAAAGCAGUCCUUGGCAACGCUCACGAAGGAUGUGCCAAAGCGGCACUCUUUGGCAAUGCCAUCAGAGCCAGUGGUGAAUGGCAGUCAGGAAUGGGUGAUGCAGGCAGAGUUGCCACUCACUGCAGCAAUCAGACAGAGCCAGCAAACCCUGUACCACACACACUCCACAGAGAGACAAGCUCCACUUAGGAUCAGUCCGUGUCACUCCCGUCAGCCCUCUGUCAUCUCUGACGCCUCAGCUGCCGACGGUGACCGUUCCUCCACCCCGAGCGAUAUUAAUUCUCCACGACACCGGACACACUCCCUCUGCAAUUCCAUGGAGGACCUCGAGGACCAGAAACGUAAAAAGAAGAAGGAGAAGAUGAGUCUGGGCUCCCUGUCGCGAGUGUUUGCCCGUGGCAAACAGCGCAAGUCCCUGGACCCUGGCCUGUUUGAUGGUACUUCCACACCUGAUUACUACAUAGAGGAGGAUGCUGAUUGGUGAUACUGAUGCGUGUUAGUGUAUAUGGAUGUGUAUGUGUGUGUUUGUGUGUGUGCAUGAGUAUAAGUGUG